Molecule: messenger RNA, 1647 nt
Organism: Colletotrichum graminicola M1.001
Lineage: Eukaryota; Fungi; Ascomycota; Sordariomycetes; Glomerellales; Glomerellaceae
Exons: 1
Coding region: 1-1647 (548 amino acids)
Source: RefSeq, a predicted model, not a curated record
AUGGCGGCGGACUUGGUUGAGAAGGCCAAAGGAGUGUCAUCCGAGGCAACUUCGGUCGUCAUGCAGAGUGCUCUCAAGGAACGAGACAAGAUGUUUUCCAGGCCCGGUGACGCUGUCCGUAGAAAGGACGGUCUCGUCGAGGACCUUGUCAGGUCAGCAGCUGCUGGCAUCGGAGUCAUCUCGGAAGCUUUGCAUCACCGGAAAGAGAAGAAGGCGAAUCAGCUACGGCAAAACGAUGCAACCAAGGACCCACAACCUUCCGAUAUUCCACCUCAAAGUCGACCGGACGAGGUCACAUCAUGCCUUGAGGCCGGGGACCAGGAGGUUACGACACUGAAGACAAGAUCGGAAUCACCAAAGGACUCGCAAAGUUCGGGCAGUCUUGCCGCGUCUUUUAUCCGUCGACACGCAUGCCCGGAUGGAGAGACCGUAGUAAAUGGGAAAACGCUUCCGUUGCCCGUCGUGCUGCCCCAGCGGCGGCCCGAGAAGAGGGCUCGGGGGUUCGUACGGGCCUACGCGCCGGUUCUUGCCGAGGUGGGCGUCGACCAAGAAACUUUCCUCGAUUUCAUAGACACGUUCAACAAGGCGCUGGAACCCAACCCUUAUAUCAACGCCCUGAACCUGGCAGGUUUCGCCGGGAUGGCAAUGCCGGAGCCGGCGUCGAUGCUCUUCGGGUUCGCGGUCGAGUACGCGACGGAAGCUCUCUUGGAGGGGCAGAGUCGCUACAGCUCCAACGCCUUCCUGGACCGCGUCAAUGCCCAAUACUUCGGCCCGCGCGGGCUCGUCUGUCUCGUCGUGACGUGGCAGCCGGGCAUCGGCGACAAUCAGCUCGUCGUCAACUUUGAGGGAGACGCGGCCGCAUCCCGCGACGAGACGGGCCCUUCCGAGAGAAUAGCCAGUAUAGCCACGCAGAAGACGUCGGCGGGGGUGUACUGGCAGGAUAUGAAGAAACAGAUGGGGGAGAGGAUGAAGAUGUCGAACGGCAACUUCGACAGGCUCGAGCCGGCACCGCUCGUCUUCCCGGCCGAUGGUGACGGGGCCUGGAGCGGAAGCGGCAUCGGGGCCAAGAAAAAGAAGAAUGCCUUGGAUCGGAUGGAGAUCUGGAUGGAGGAUAUUUCGGACAAGCGGGCCCAGACCAGGUGGGUUGAAGAAAACAGCGACAACCCGUCGGCAGGCCUGACGCCGAAGCACGACUUCCGAUCGCGGUACGCCGACCCUAGGCACCCGGCUGCGAGCGGCGACAUGGUCGCUCUAGUCACCGGAGGUCGCUGGGUGUACACGGACAAGAAGAACGCCAAGGAGGGCGCCGCUGGGUCCAAAUCGGAGACGGAUACACGUGUCGGCAAGUCCGAGGAAGGAGACAAGGGGAAGAAAUCCAAGCAAGACGAGAACGGCACAACAGAGAAGCACGGGGAUAAUGUCGGGAUUUCGGAUCGGGUCGCAGACAGCGAGAAACAGCAGAGGGGCGACGGGGACAGGAAAUCCGGCAAAAGCAAAGACGAGAAGGCCAAGAAGGCCAAGGACAAAAAGGCCAAGGAAGCAAAGGCUAAGGCGAAACGUGAACUAUCAGGGAAACAUGAAGAUUGGUUCAGCAGCUUAUUCCAAAAGGUAACCACAGUUUUCCGGUCUGCGAUGAUAUUUCGCUAA